Molecule: messenger RNA, 2640 nt
Organism: Fusarium mangiferae
Lineage: Eukaryota; Fungi; Ascomycota; Sordariomycetes; Hypocreales; Nectriaceae
Exons: 2
Coding region: 1-2640 (879 amino acids)
Biological process (GO): maturation of SSU-rRNA from tricistronic rRNA transcript (SSU-rRNA, 5.8S rRNA, LSU-rRNA)
Cellular component (GO): 90S preribosome; small-subunit processome; t-UTP complex
Molecular function (GO): protein binding; RNA binding
Source: RefSeq, a predicted model, not a curated record
AUGGAUAUCCAUCGAUGUCGAUUCGUUCCAUACAAACCUUCAGCCAUUAACGCCAUUGCCUUUUCACACCCCAAGACGCGCUCAGCAGUACAGGCUAAUCUUGCGCGACUUGCUAUUGGACGAGCUAACGGCGACAUUGAAAUCUGGAACCCUACGGAUGGCUCUUGGAACCAGGAGCUCAUCAUUCCAGGCGGUAAAGAUCGAAGUGUUGAUGGACUCGUCUGGGUCAACGAGCCUGACCAGGAGCUUGGCGAAGGGCGCAUUGUCGCUGGGAAGUCCCGUCUUUUCAGCAUAGGUUAUACUUCCACAGUCACCGAAUGGGAUCUUGAGACAGGAAGGCCAAAGAGACACGCUAGCGGUCAACAUGGUGAUAUCUGGUGCAUGGCUGCUCAACCUACUGGAUCCGACAAAGGUACACUCGGCGCCGAUUCUCAAGAUCCCACCAAGCUUAUCGCUGGUACAAUCGAUGGCGAGCUUGUCAUGUACUCCAUCGAGGACGAUGAUCUGCGAUUCCAGCGAGUUCUCGUGCGAUCGCCUACCAAGAAGGCUCAGAUGGUCAGCAUCACCUUCCAGUCGCGCAGGGUCGCCAUCGUCGGCUGCUCCGAUAGCACAAUUCGAGCGUACGAUAUCACAAAGGGCCACAUGCUGCGUAGGAUGACACUGGGCUCCGAUCUCGUUGGUGGCUCCAAAGACAUCAUUGUCUGGUCUGUCAAAUGUCUGCCAAACGGCAAUAUUGUCUCAGGCGAUUCAACUGGCCAGGUUUGCAUCUGGGAUGGCAAGACAUACACACAAUCGCAGCGCAUUCAGAGCCACAAGCAAGAUGUCUUGAGUCUCGCGAUAAGUGCCGACGGCACAUCCAUCCUUAGCGGAGGCAUGGACCGACGAACAAUCCUGUACAAGCAGAACAAUGGUGCUGGAUCUCGGUGGGCCAAAGCUUGGGGCCGAAGGUACCACGACCACGAUGUCAAGUCUAUGGCAUCUUUUGAGAGUGGUAGAAUCAGUGUUAUUGUCUCAGGAGGGCCUGAUGCUAACCCCGUGGUGGUUCCCCUAAAGGAGAUGGGACGUGAAAACCACCGUAUGAUGCCCAGCUUGCCUCAACAGGCUCCUUUGUUGAGUGCGCCCAAGGCUCGAUUUGUUGUGAGUUGGUGGGACAGGGAGAUUCACAUCUGGCUUCUCCGAAAAUCAGCCAACGACAUGUUCAACAGCGCAGGCGAUGACUUCGACAUCAACCAGAACCGCAAACUUAUCAAGACGAUCGUCGUCAAGGGUGAUUCGAAUAUUACUUCAGCAACUAUCGAUGAUGAGGGUUCACUUCUGAUUGUUGCUACUGCUAUCGACGUCAAGGCUUUCAGAUUAGAACACCAAGAUCCUAUCAAGCCUUCAGACGUCAAGGUCUCUUCUUCUGAGCUCCCUUCAAAGCUUGCAGGUGUGGGUGCCAUUAAGGUUCAGCUCUCACCUAACGCACAAUGGCUCUGCGCGAUUCAGGAAGGCUCUCGCGUUGUCAUGGCCGCACUCGACCCCGUCAGCCCCAGAACAUCUCUCAUCUUCUCACCGCGUGUACAAAGACUCACACGCUUACGACGAGGAAUCCCACACUAUAUUCUCAAUGGAGGUCUUGGCAGUUACGACAGGACCAUUACACAGGUCGCUUUCUCUCCAGACUCCAAGAUGCUCGCUGCGUCUGACGUCGCGGGCUACAUUGACACCUGGAUUCUGAGUGAUGGUGAGAAGACCAAGCCAGAGGAUGACGCGUCCUCUUCAAGUGAGAGUGACUCUUCAGACGAAGAAGAGGAGCAGUCAUCGCAGGGCGUUGAGAAGUGGGUUCGUAACCCCAGUGCUAAACUACUACCCAAACUUCAUUCUGCAGCUACGGUUCUGUCCUUCUCAGCCGAUGUUCCUCGGACCAAGAUCUCUCCCAGAGCUUCGCCUGAUGGAAUAAAUGGCUCAUCCGAUCAUGUGGACGACUACACCCUUCUCGCCAUUACCUCAUCGUGGCACCUGCUUACCUUCCACCCUCUCCAAGGUUCUCUCACCCCCUGGUCUCGACGUCAUGCCCGAAAGGACCUGCCCGCUCCCGUCCAGGAUCUCCUCGAUCUAGCCAAGGGUGUCUUCUGGCAAGGCUCUCGUGCUUGGAUCUACGGUGUCUCUUUUCUCCUUAUGCUCGACUUGGCUCAAGACCUUCCUAAGCCUCUCGAUGGCGAGAUUAGUGAAUCCACUGCCCCAGGCAAGCAGAGCCUCAAGCGCAAGAGAACAGGACCCUCGACCGGAGCAGGAGGCAGAAUGGAGGUAGGCGCCAUCGCACCCUCGCAAAUUCGCAAACAUACAGCUGGUCAGUGGGAUGACAUCGACAUGGAGGAUGCCCCCCGACCCGAGGACGCCAAUAGCGACGAUGAAGCGGAUCAGCCUGAAGGUGAACUCGCCCAGCUACGGAACCGUCGUGAAGUGGGCAAAGAUCUCGAAGCCGCCGAGACUGGCGGUGAACGCAAGAGCUGGUGGAUGACUUUCAAGUACAGACCCAUCUUCGGCGUCGUCCCUCUCAGCACCGCAAGCCAGCCUCUCGAGAUUGCCUUGGUGGAGAGACCAACAUGGGAUGUGGACAUGCCUGAGAGCUACUUCAGCGUUGAGCAGUGGAGGAAGUAA